AAUUUACUGUCAAAGAAUUUUCAUUUUGUCAAACGUCAAAAAGUAUCGUGCGCGAAGUGCGGGUACCGAACAUUUUAUUACAGAAUAAAGCAUUUUUUUACUUCUUCAAUAUCUCAUAUUUUAACAAAACUAAGUUAGAAGCAGCUGAUUAUUAAAAAUGGAAAUCAGAAAGUUAACGGAUUUGCUUCGGGCAACUAUAGAUCCUAAUCAACGACAGCAAGCGGAGGCUCAAUUAGAUCAGAUACAUAAGAUAAUUGGUUUUGCUCCAUCUCUUCUUCAAGUCAUCAUGAUGUCUGAUUGUGACAUGCCAGUCCGACAAGCCGGUGCUAUUUAUUUAAAAAACCUCAUAUCAACUAAUUGGCAAGACAGAGAAACAGAAGCUGGACAGCCUAUGCCGUUUGCUUUACAUGAACAGGAUAGAGCACUUAUAAGAGACAGCAUAGUUGAUGCAGUGGUACACGCACCUGAAUUAAUUAGAACUCAAUUAUGUACAUGUGUAAAUCACAUGGUUAAACAUGAUUUUCCAGGGAGAUGGACCCAAAUAGUUGAUAAAAUCAGUGUUUAUCUAUCAAAUCCAGAUCCUAAUGGUUGGCACGGAGCUUUUCUGUGUCUCUAUCAAUUAGUAAAAAAUUUCGAAUAUAAAAAAGCAGAAGAAAGAGGACCUCUACAUGAAGCUAUGAACCUUUUAUUACCACAAUUAUACCAGUUGGAAGUUAGAUUAUUAUCAGAUCCUUCUGAACAGUCUGUACUGUUGCAGAAAGAAGGGUUGAAAAUAUAUUUUGCAUUAACGCAAUAUAUUUUACCACUAGAUUUAAUUAGUCGAGAUGCUUUUGCUCAGUGGAUGGAAGUAUGUAGACAGGUUGUAGAACGACCCGUACCACCAGCAGCACUUCAACCAGAUGAAGAUGAACGACCUGAUUUACCUUGGUGGAAGUGCAAAAAAUGGGCACUUCAUAUCCUUUAUAGAAUGUUUGAGAGAUACGGAUCGCCAGGACAUGUUACUAAAGAAUAUAACGAAUUUGCAGAAUGGUAUUUGCAAACUUUCAGUGGUGGUAUCCUUGAAGUUUUACUGAGAGUCCUUGAUGGUUUUCGUGGAGGCAAUUGGGUACCACCAAGGGUACUGCAACAGACAUUAAACUAUCUCAAUCAAGCUGUAUCUCACGCCCACACAUGGAAAAUACUCAAGCCGCAUAUGCCUGCUAUUAUACAAGACGUUUUAUUCCCACUCAUGAGUUAUUCAGCAGAAGAUCAUGAAUUAUGGACAGUUGAUCCUCAUGAAUACAUCAGAGUUAAAUUUGAUGUAUUUGAAGAUUUCGUAUCUCCAGUAACAGCAGCUCAAUCAUUGUUACAUUCAUCUUGUAAGAAACGCAAAGAAAUGUUACAAAAGACCAUGGUAAUGCUUACUACCAUACUUACAAAUACCGCUACUGAACCGGCACAAAAAGAUGGUGCUUUGCACAUGGUCGGAUCUCUGGCUGAUAUAUUCUUACGGAAGAAAAUGUAUAGAGAUCAGUUGGACCAGCUGUUUAUAAAAUACGUUUUUCCGGAAUUCAGCAGUGACAGAGGUCAUAUGAGAGCUCGAGCAUGUUGGGUAUUACACUAUUUUGCCGAGUUUACUUUUAAACAAGAAAAUGUAUUGAUGGAAGCUAUUAAUCUAACAGUUCGAGCUCUACUCUUAGAUAAAGAUUUACCGGUUAAAGUUGAAGCAGCAAUAGCUUUACAAUCGUUACUCAAUUACCAAGAAAGAGCACAUAAAUAUAUAGAACCACAAGUUAAACAAAUUGCUUUAGAAUUACUGACAAUUAUCAGGGAAACUGAAAACGAAGAUGUUACGGGGGUAAUGCAGAAAUUAGUAUGUGCCUAUACUCAACAAUUAAUACCUAUAGCGGUAGAAAUAUGUCAACACCUAGCUACUACAUUUAACCAAGUUUUGGAUACGGAUGAGGGAUCUGACGAAAAAGCCAUAACAGCUAUGGGCUUACUUAAUACUAUCGAAACGCUUUUAACUGUGAUGGAUGAACACCCUGAUGUUCUUAGAUUAUUAGAACCAACCGUUCUUCAAGUAAUUGCGAAUGUAUUACAAAAUGAAGUUCAAGAAUUUUAUGAAGAAGUUUUAGCUUUGAUAUAUGAUUUGACAAGUAAACACGUGUCACCAGAUAUGUGGAAAGUAUUUGAAUUACUUUAUCAGGUUUUUAUGAAAAAUGGCAUCGAUCACUUCACAGACAUGAUGCCAGCUCUCCAUAAUUACAUAACGAUCGAUACGAAUGCAUUCUUAUCCGACGAACAACGCCUCUUAGCAAUUUACAAUAUGUGUAAAGAAAUACUCACGAAAGAUUCCGGAGAAGAUCCUGAAUCUCACGCCGCUAAACUUUUAGAAGUUAUAUUAUUACAAUGCCGCAAGAAAAUCGACCAGGCAGCACCUAUGCUGAUAGAAUUGGCAGCUGCGAGAUUAUUAAGAGAAGUGAAAACCAGCGAAUUGAGGACCAUGUGCUUGCAAGUACUCAUCGCCGCUUUAUAUUAUGAUCCACAGUUGCUGUUUUCCGUAUUAUCUAAAAUGCCCGAUUUUACAAAUCACUUCAUCAAGCAAUGGUUACACGAUACCGACUGUUUCUUAGGUAUCCACGAUAGAAAAUUGUGUAUAUUGGGAUUGUGUACAUUAAUUUCCAUGCCCAAUAAACCACCAGUAUUGUUAGAAGUAGCUCCAAAAAUAGUGCCAUCAUUAAUUCUAUUAUUUGAGGGCCUAAAAAGAGCUUAUGCAGCGAAAGCAGCAGAAGCUGCAGAAGAAGAAGAGAGUGAAAGCUCCGAAGGAGAGAUUGAAGACAUACUUAGUUCAGAUGAAGAUGAAAUCGACGAUCAGGGUAAUGACUAUUUAGAAAAUUUAUCUAAUAGGACAACUAAUGUGUUGACAGCACAAGGCAUGAACGUAAGUGCUACAAUUAAUGAUAUCAAUGAUACAUCUGAUGAUGAAGAUUCCAAUUUCGAACCAAACGAAGAAACUGUACUUGAAUCAUACACAACACCAUUAGAUGAAGAAGACUGUGACAUAGAUGAAUAUCAGGCAUUUAAACAAAUUAUGGCAGGACUACAAAGUCAAGACCCCGAAUGGUAUAAUGCUUUAACAAAUAAUUUAAAUGAAACUCAAUUGAAAACUUUAAGCGAAGUUUGUGUUUUAGCGGAGCAAAGAGCUGCGGCUAGGGAAAGUAAAAGAAUAGAACAACAAGGAGGUGAGUCAUUGCGAAUAUAUAAUUUUCAAAAUUUAUUUAACGCAAUUGUUUAUUGCAGGGUAUAUCUUCACUCAACAAGCAGUACCAACAUCUUUCAAAUUUGGUGAUGGAAACUCAUGAAUAAUUUUGUUGCUUUUUAUUGUAACCUUUCUGUGACUGAAUGUAAAAUUGACUCUAAUGACCAGUAAGGUAGUUAUUUGUACAGUUUUCGAUUAUAUAAAAAAAUCUUUUUCAUUUUUUGAUUAAGUGCCUUUUUAUUAGAAAUUAAGUACAUAAUUUUGAAAUUGAUAGCUCGUACUGCAUGUUUGAGCGUAAUUGCUUUUUUUUUGUUUUUGUACAUAAUUUUUUAAUCAAUCAAAUCAUCUUACAUAUUGAAUUUCAAUUGUUUUGAACAGAUUAUUUAUCUUUUUAUAAAAAUGGUAGUUGAAUCAUUGUUUAUAAAUUAUUGCAUUUUAAUAAAUGUCUUGCUUUCAGGAUGAA
Messenger RNA from Diorhabda carinulata, 3704 nucleotides. RefSeq names its product importin-7. NCBI's taxonomy places the organism in Eukaryota, Metazoa, Arthropoda, Insecta, Coleoptera, Chrysomelidae. The transcript is spliced from 11 exons. Bases 158 to 3331 code for a protein of 1057 amino acids. The record is from RefSeq and is a predicted model, not a curated record. Gene Ontology annotation, molecular function: small GTPase binding. Gene Ontology annotation, cellular component: nuclear envelope; cytosol. Gene Ontology annotation, biological process: protein import into nucleus.